AUGGCGAGAGCACGGGGCAAGGAUGAUUUCGAUAGUUUUAUCUCCAAGGCUCCUAUCGCACUUGCAGAGGGUACUACGCCCCUUCAAUGGUGGUGUAGUGAGGACGUUCGUAUAGCGUACCCACGGCUUAGCCGUAUGGCUAUCGAUAUCGUGUCUGUACCAGUAGAAUCAGCAGAGCCAGAGCGGACCUUUUCGGGGGCCAGGCGCACAGCUAGAUGGGAUAUGCUACGAUUGCUGAUUGAGAGCAUUGAGAAGAUUGAGUGCUGA
Fusarium poae is the source of this 267-nucleotide messenger RNA. RefSeq lists its product as uncharacterized. Gene Ontology annotation, molecular function: protein dimerization activity. The transcript has 2 exons. The record is from RefSeq and is a predicted model, not a curated record. NCBI's taxonomy places the organism in Eukaryota, Fungi, Ascomycota, Sordariomycetes, Hypocreales, Nectriaceae. Bases 1 to 267 code for a protein of 88 amino acids.